ACAUUUCAGUGAAGCAAACACUGAACAUGUCUGGCCAUACCAAGCAGCAGCAGCCGCUCCUCCUCUCCCCGGCGCUCGCCGCCGGCAGCGGCAUGGGGAGACGCAGGUACCUCACCUUCCUAGUCAUCGCCAUGGCCUUGGUCGCCUCGUACCACCUCCUCCAGGCACCCACCCCGCCGUCGCGCUACCACGCGCUCUUCCUCACCCUCGGCUCCAACAGCAGCGCCUCCGCGCACCUCCGCGCGCUCACCCUCCGCCCGCACGUCGCCGGCACCGAGGCCAACGCCGCCGCCGCCGAGUACGUCCGCGCCGCGCUCGCCUCCCUCUCCUUCCCCACCCGCGUCACGCCCUACUCCGUCCUCCUCUCCUACCCCGCCCACCGCUCCCUCUCCCUCUCCGCGGGGCCCGGCCUCCCCAACAACUUCUUCUCCCUGGUCCAGGAGACCUACCCCGGCGACCCCUACGCCGCCGCCGCGGCGGAGGUCAUCCCCACCUACUUCGCCUACUCCGGCUCCGGCUCCGUCGCCGCCGAGGUCGUGUACGCCAACUACGGCGAGAAGAGCGACUACGCCUACCUCGCCUCCCAGGGCGUGGACGUCGCCGGGAAGGUCGUGCUCGCGCGCUAUGGGGACAUCCACUGCGAGGACAUGGUGCGGAACGCCCGCGCCGCCGGCGCCGCCGCCGCGCUCAUCUACACCGACGCCAAGGACUUCGGCGGCCCCGGGGCGAAGGGCAAGCGGAAGUGGUUCCCCGACACGCGCUGGCUGCCGCCGAGCGGCGUACAGGUGGGGACUCUCUACUACGGGAACGGCGACCCGACCACGCCGAUGUGGCCGUCGUGCGCGGCGGGGGAGGACUGCGAGCGUUUGAGCAUGGAGGAGCUGGACGGGAGCGAGGCGAUGCCCGGCAUCCCCGCGCUGCCGAUCUCGGGAAGGGACGGCGAGACAAUCCAGAAGGCGAUGGGCGGCGGCGUGGCUCCGCCGGAGUGGCAGGGCGCCGAGGGCGCGCCCGUGUACCGGAUUGGGCCCGGCCCAGCCGUGCUAAACCUCACCUACAUCGGAAAUGAGACCUUAGCGACCAUCGAAAAUGUCUUUGCUGUAAUCGAAGGAAGAGAAGAGCCUGACAGAUAUGUGAUCAUAGGCAACCAUCGUGAUGCGUGGACAUUUGGGGCAGUUGAUCCCAACAGUGGAACUGCAGCUAUGCUCGAGAUUGCGGAGAGGCUGUCCAAGCUAGAAAAGAAAGGGUGGAGGCCAAGGCGAACAAUCAUCGUGUGCAGCUGGGAUGCAGAGGAGUUUGCGCUGAUAGGGUCUACGGAAUGGGCCGAGGAGAACAUGGAUAUCCUUGGUUCAAGAGCUAUUGCUUAUCUAAAUGUGGACAUAUCAGUGUUUGGGCCUGGAGGUCUUAUGCCCCGUGCAACCCCUCAGCUAGAUGAAUUGAUCAAAGAAGCGAGCAGAAUGGUACCAGAUCCCGACGAUCCAUCUCACACCUUGUAUGACGCUCUGAUUCGCAAUGAUCCUCCGAUUACAAGAGUGGCCGGUGCGGGAACGGAUUUUGCAGCUUUUGUCCAGUAUAUUGGAAUCCCUUCACUUGACAUGUCAUAUGGACUAUUUUCUGAGUAUCCUGUUUACCACUCGCUGUACGAUGAUUAUGUUUGGAUGGAGCGUUUUGGAGAUCCCUUGUUCCACAGACAUGUUGCAUUGGCCAGUGUUUGGGGUCUGAUUGCUUUGAGACUUGCGGAUGAUGAGAUCAUACCCUUCAACUAUGUCUCUUACGCGUCUGAACUAGUGGAGAGCUCAAAAGUUGUGGAAGACGGAUGCCCUGGAUGCCCCGUCAGUUUCACUCCCCUGCACAAGUCAAUCAAGCAGCUUGAGAAGGCAGCCACGAAAAUUCUCACAGAAAAAAAGGUGUUGCAAUCACAAAAGUGGGGCCUAAACAGUAGGGAACGCACACUAAAAGCCAGGGAGAUCAACGAUCGGCUGAUGAUGGCAGAGCGAGCCUUCACCAACCGAGAAGGGCUCGUAGGGAGGCCGUGGUACAAACACAUGAUUUACGCAUCGUCGGACCAGGACGACUGGGGCACCAAAGCGUUCCCUGGCAUCGUCUCGGCCAUCGCCAAUGCGAACAAGCUCAACACAUCCGAAUCUUGGCGGGUCUUGCAGCAUGAGAUUUACAGGGGUGCAAGGGCCGUGUCCAAGGCCUCAGCGGUUCUGGAUGGUAGGCUUACAUGAUACACAGGUUAAACAUCACCAUAUGAAUUUCGUUUUUUGCAAGUCUAUGUAGUUCAGACUCAGGAGGUAUACUCGAGUGCAAUUACCGAGGGACAGAGAUCCACACUGGCUCAUGGUUGAUGAAUCACAGCCCCUUGCUGAUUCUCCUGAGAGUAUAAAAAAUACCAAUAAAGUUGUUUAUGAGUUGUGUA
This is a messenger RNA of Lolium rigidum, 2419 nucleotides long. RefSeq names its product probable glutamate carboxypeptidase LAMP1. Lineage: Eukaryota; Viridiplantae; Streptophyta; Magnoliopsida; Poales; Poaceae. The transcript has 12 exons. The coding region runs from base 27 to 2228 and encodes 733 amino acids. Gene Ontology annotation, molecular function: carboxypeptidase activity. The record is from RefSeq and is a predicted model, not a curated record.